AUGCCAACUCGAUCAACGGGAGUCAUAACUCAAGACUGGGAAGCUGUCGUUCUGCACAAGGCCAGGCCCAAGGCGCAAGACCUACGCAACCCUAAGGCCGUGAACCAGGCACUCCGCUCCGGCGCCGAGGUGCUCACGGUCAAGAAGUUCGACGCCGGUUCCAAUCGGAAGGUCGGUGGUCCGGUUGUGAACGCGAGGAAACUGGAGGAGGGGACGGAGCCGGCGGCGCUGGAGCGCGUGGCGGGGGAGGUGCGUCACGCAAUCCAGAAGGCGCGCGUGGAGAAGAAGAUGAGCCAGGCGGAGCUGGCGAAGCAGAUCAACGAGCGGACGCAGGUGGUGCAGGAGUACGAGAAUGGCAAAGCAGUGCCUAACCAGGCCGUGCUGGCCAAGAUGGAGAGGGUUCUCGGUGUCAAGCUCAGGGGCAAAAUCGGAAAGUGA
This is a messenger RNA of Sphenostylis stenocarpa, 438 nucleotides long. Lineage: Eukaryota; Viridiplantae; Streptophyta; Magnoliopsida; Fabales; Fabaceae. The record is from the annotation of a GenBank genome assembly.